CCCGUCCCGCCCGCGUCNGAGCCCGGCCACAGCGUGGGGAGGCCUGGGGCCUGGAGGCUGCCGCUGCCGCCAUGCCGCUGCUCUUCCUGGAGCGCUUCCCCUGGCCCAGCCUCCGCACCUACACGGGCCUCAGCGGCCUGGCCCUGCUCGGCACCAUCGUCAGCGCCUACCGCGCCCUCAGCCAGCCCGAGGCCGGGCCCGGGGAGCCGGAGUCGCCAACGGCCCCGGUGCAGACGGAGCCGGCCGUACCCGCCCGACCCAGCGUCGGCGGCCCCCGGGCCCGCGANGAUGUGGCCCAGUACCUGCUCUCGGACAGCCUGUUCGUGUGGGUUCUAGUAAAUACUGCAUGCUGUGUUUUGAUGUUGGUGGCUAAGCUAAUCCAGUGUAUUGUGUUUGGCCCUCUUCGAGUGAGUGAGAGGCAGCACCUCAAAGACAAGUUCUGGAAUUUUAUUUUCUACAAGUUCAUUUUCAUUUUUGGUGUGCUGAAUGUGCAGACGGUGGAAGAGGUGGUCAUGUGGUGCCUCUGGUUUGCUGGACUUGUAUUUCUACAUCUGAUGGUUCAGCUCUGCAAGGACCGAUUUGAAUACCUUUCCUUUUCUCCCACCACACCCAUGAGUAGCCACGGGCGAGUUCUGUCCCUGCUGGUGGCAAUGCUGCUUUCUUGCUGUGGAUUAGCGGUCGUCUGUUGUGUCACAGGCUACACCCAUGGGGUGCACACGCUGGCUUUCAUGGCAGCGGAGUCUCUUCUUGUGACAGUGAGGACUGCUCAUGUGAUUUUACGAUAUGUAAUUCACCUCUGGGACCUCAACCAUGAAGGGACGUGGGAAGGAAAAGGAACCUAUGUCUAUUACACAGAUUUUGUCAUGGAGCUCACUCUCUUGUCCCUGGACCUCAUGCACCAUAUUCACAUGUUGUUGUUUGGCAACAUCUGGCUGUCCAUGGCCAGCUUGGUCAUCUUCAUGCAGCUGCGCUACCUGUUCCACGAAGUGCAGCGUCGCAUCCGCCGGCACAAGAACUACUUGCGUGUGGUGGGCAACAUGGAGGCCCGGUUUGCGGUUGCAACGCCAGAGGAGCUGGCUGUCAACAACGACGACUGUGCCAUCUGCUGGGACUCCAUGCAGGCCGCGAGGAAACUGCCCUGCGGACAUCUUUUCCACAACUCCUGCCUUCGUUCCUGGCUAGAACAAGACACCUCCUGCCCAACGUGCAGAAUGUCUCUUAAUAUUGCCGACAAUAACCGGGUCCGGGAGGACCAGCAAGGAGACAACUUGGAUGAGAAUUUGGUGCCGGUAGCAGCCGCCGAAGGCCGACCUCGCCUAAACCAACACAAUCACUUCUUCCACUUUGAUGGGUCCCGGAUCGCCAGCUGGCUGCCGAGUUUUUCAGUCGAAGUGAUGCACACCACCAACAUUCUCGGCAUUGCGCAGGCCAGCAACUCGCAGCUGAACGCGAUGGCUCAUCAGAUUCAAGAAAUGUUUCCCCAGGUUCCAUACCACCUCGUGCUGCAGGACCUCCAGCUGACACGCUCGGUAGAAAUAACAACAGACAACAUUCUAGAAGGACGGAUUCAAGUACCUUUUCCCACACAGCGCUCAGAUGGCAUCAGGCCCGCACUGAACAGUCCCGUGGAAAGGCCAAACGGAGACCAGGAGGAGGGAGAAGCUUCCGUGCAGACCGAGCGUGUGCCGCUAGACCUCAGUCCUCGGCUGGAGGAGGCCUUGGAUCUCGGUGAGGCGGAGGUGGAGGCCGGUGAGGGGGAAGACUUCGAAGCCCGGGGCAGCCGCUUCUCCAAGUCUGCGGACGAGAGGCAGCGCAUGCUGGUGCAGCGGAAGGACGACCUCCUGCAGCAGGCUCGCAAGCGUUUCCUGAACAGAAGUUCUGAAGUCGACGCCGCCUCCGAGAGCUGCCCCUCGUCGGAAGGCACGACCUCUGACCCUGUGACCCUGCGUCGGAGGAUGCUGGCCGCGGCCGCUGAACGGAGACUCCAGAAGCAGCAGCUCUCCUAGCGCUCGCCGCCCUCCGCCGCUGUGUCCAGCAGCGCCGCCGCCCAGGCCCGGCCCCGGCUCGGCCGCUGUCAGAGGAGGGGCCCCGCCGCUGUAUAAAGCAUGUGGUCUUAAUAGUGUUUGGACACCUGACAAACUUAAUCCUUUUUUGUAAUACUUUCUAUGUGACAUUUCUCUUCCCUUUAGAAACACUGCACAUUUUAAUUCAAGGCAUGAUCUCUUCUGGCGUUGACUAGACUUCGUAGGGGUGGGGUGACCGAGAGGAAGAGGGCGGCCAGGGUCCCCGAAGCCCGCAGCUCUGCCGCUGGGAGAGGUGUCCUUACUCGGGCUCUCAAAGAGCCGCGUGGAGUGUACGGUCCGGCCCGACUCCACCGCGGGGUGCCUUCGUUUGUCAGACCGCUGCUCUUGGUGGGGGGACAGAAUGCUCCCGAGGCCAGAGCCCCAGGCUGCUGGAGCCCCGGGCCGGCAGGGCAUCUUGGAAAAGUGACUCUUGGUUUGCUAGGUGGGGCAGAGGAGGGGAAAGGCCAGGGCUGUAGAGUGGGAGGAGGUGGCCUGCGUGUCCCAGUCCAUCUGGGCCUGCCCGCCGAGCCCCGACCCGAAGCUGGCUUGCUUUCCGGUGACGCCGGCGCUCCGGCCACUCACGACCACCCUGCAUGUCUGUCCGGGCUCUGGAGUUCACAGUCCCCCACCCCAGACAUGGGGGCUGGGCAGCGAGCUUUGGCUUAUGGUUUGAAUUCCUUGGGCAAGUAAAUGAGGCGAUGUGGAAGCCUGUGGGUUUGGUCAUUAGAGAAAAAGGAGAACCGUACAAACUGGGCCAAUCACUGUUAGAGGGCUUUCUUGGAGAGAGAAAGAUCUCUUUUGUAUCUGCCCUGGAGCUCUGCCUUUUCAUCACUUUGUUCCUGUUGGUUUGAUGGAACGUGGAAAGGCAGGGUGCUGACCCCUCCUGCCUCGGAGCAGACCCAGGUCCUGGACCUGUUCUCCAAAGUCUUCACACAUUUAACUUUCAGGAUUUGGAAACACGCGAUCACAGGCGACAUAGUUUGGUUUUAUGUCCUCUUGGAUUAAGGUUUUGUUUUGUUUUGUUUUUUUUAAUGUUUUAAAGCAUAGUUUUAUGGUAGUCCUUUGGGGAAGAAUCCAGUAUUAUCUAAAAUUAUUGGCAAAGUUAAUUGUAUUUUACAUAACUGAAAGUUUUUGGAAUGUUGACAAGUAAUUGAAAAGAGUGAUGAGUAAACGUUUAGGCCAAGAUAAUUUAUUUGAAUAAAUCUUUCAAAAGCCUUACCUUGAAA
Molecule: messenger RNA, 3289 nt
Organism: Ailuropoda melanoleuca (giant panda)
Lineage: Eukaryota; Metazoa; Chordata; Mammalia; Carnivora; Ursidae
Gene: AMFR
Product: autocrine motility factor receptor
Exons: 14
Coding region: 72-2006 (644 amino acids)
Biological process (GO): protein K48-linked ubiquitination; ubiquitin-dependent protein catabolic process; endoplasmic reticulum unfolded protein response
Cellular component (GO): endoplasmic reticulum; ubiquitin ligase complex; cytosol
Molecular function (GO): ubiquitin binding; ubiquitin protein ligase activity
Source: RefSeq, a predicted model, not a curated record